Molecule: messenger RNA, 888 nt
Organism: Phaethon lepturus (White-tailed tropicbird)
Lineage: Eukaryota; Metazoa; Chordata; Aves; Phaethontiformes; Phaethontidae
Gene: GJA3
Product: gap junction protein, alpha 3, 46kDa
Exons: 1
Coding region: 1-888 (295 amino acids)
Biological process (GO): cell communication
Cellular component (GO): connexin complex
Source: RefSeq, a predicted model, not a curated record
AUGGGGGACUGGAGCCUGCUGGGGCGGCUGCUGGAGAGCGCCCAGGAGCACUCCACAGUGGUGGGGAAGGUCUGGCUCACCGUCCUCUUCGUCUUCCGCAUCCUGGUGCUGGGGGCGGCUGCUGAGAGGGUCUGGGGCGACGAGCUGUCUGGCUUCUCCUGUGACACGCAGCAGCCUGGCUGCCAGAAUGCCUGCUAUGACAGCACCUUCCCCAUCUCCCACCUCCGCUUCUGGGUCCUGCAAAUCAUCUUCGUCUCUACACCCAGCCUUGUGUACCUGGGCCACAUCCUGCACCUGGUGCAUCUGGAGGAGAAGGCGCAGCAGCAAGCAGUGGCACAGGCCAGCAGUGGGGCCAGGCGGCAGCGCCCCAGGCAGCCCCGGCUCCCUGCAGGGGACACGCGGGGACGGGUCUGCAUGCGGGGGGCCAUCCUGAGGACGUACAUCUGCAACGUUGUCUUCAAGGCUCUCUUGGAAGUGGGCUUCAUUGUGGGCCAGUACACCUUGUAUGGAUUCCAGCUGAAGCCCCUCUACACCUGCAGCCGCUGGCCCUGCCCCAACACUGUCAACUGCUACAUCUCCCGGCCCACCGAGAAGACCAUUUUCAUCCUUUUCAUGCUGGGGGUGGCCUGCGUGUCCCUGCUGCUCAACCUGGUGGAGAUCUACCACCUGGGUCUCACCAAGUGCAGGCAGGGGCAAGGCCCCAAGUCCCGCAUCCUGCCCAGUCCUGGUGGUCCUGUGGGGCCCCGCAGCACCCUGCCUGGCAAUGGCAGGCCUGGGGCUGCUGGAAGACCCCCCCACGGCCUAGCACCCCUGGGGAAGGCGGGUACAUGGCUUGGGGUGGCCAGUGGGGUCCACGGGAAGGUGCGAGUGGCAGACCUGGCAGUGUGA